This is a messenger RNA of Meloidogyne enterolobii, 1425 nucleotides long. The record is from the annotation of a GenBank genome assembly. NCBI's taxonomy places the organism in Eukaryota, Metazoa, Nematoda, Chromadorea, Rhabditida, Meloidogynidae.
AUGGUCCGAUUACAUAUAAAUGGAAUUUGGAGAAAAAUAAUAAUUGAUGAUUUACUUCCAAUUGGAAAAAAUGGAGAAUUGCUUUGUUCUUAUAGUCAAAAUCGAAAUGAACUCUGGGUUUCUCUUUUAGAGAAGGCUUAUUUAAAAGUAAUGGGUGGAUAUGAUUUUCCUGGUUCUAGUUCGAAUAUCGAUUUACAUUCACUUACUGGUUGGAUACCUGAACGUAUACCUAUUAGACCCGACGAGAAUGAAUUAUUUGAUGCUUCAAAAGUCUUUGAACGGCUUUUUACACAUUUUCAUCAAGGUCAUUGUUUAAUAACUUUGGCAACUGGACAUUUAGAUAAAAGUGAACAAGAACGUACUGGAUUAGUUGAUGCACAUGCUUAUGCCGUUUUGGAUUUAAGAAAAAUUGAUGGUAAAUGUCUUUUAUUGGUUAAAAAUCCAUGGACACAUUUGAGAUGGAAAGGACGUUAUUCUGAAAGUGAUUCGGCAACUUGGACACCUGAACUUUGUGCCAAAUUAGAUUAUAAUCCAAAAGAUGCUCAACAAUUUGAUGAUGGAGUUUUUUGGAUUGAUUAUCCAUCUGUUUGUGCCUUUUUUGAUGUUUUUUAUGUUAAUUGGAAUCCAAAAUUGUUUCCUUUCUCUUAUGUUUUGCAUUCUUCGUGGCAUGCAGGAAUGGGGCCAAUUCGAGAUUUAUAUACAAUUGGUGAAAAUCCGCAAUAUUUAUUAGAAGUUAAUAAUAAACAUGGAACUGCUUCUGUUUGGAUUUUACUUACUCGUCAUAUUACUGAUAAGGUAAUUGUAUAUAAAAAUGAAGGAAAACGAGUAUAUCUACCUCAUGAACCAAAACCAAUAUUGGAAGGAACGAGAAUAAAUAGUCCUCACUACCUUUGCCAACUUAUUGUACGUGAUCCUGGUACAAAUAAAUUUACACUGGUUUUGGCUCAGUAUGAAAAAAUGAAAACAAUUUAUUAUAGUCUUCGUAUCUUUUCUAGUUCAGAAUUUAAAUGUGGAAAUAUUCCUUCUCCAUAUAAAUACCACAAAAAGGAAACGGGUAAUUGGAAGGGAGAAAUGGCUGGGGGAUGUGGAAAUGAUUCGAAUGGGGGAAAUUUUCGAUUAAAGAAUCCUCUUUUCCAUAUUGAAUUUGAAGAUGGGAGUGAUGAAAAUGAAUUUUUAAUUGACUUGAAAGGACCAAAAGAAUAUAGUGUUGGAUUAGAAUUUUGCCAAGUUUCUUCUUUUCGAAAAAAAGAUUUUGAAAGGAAAGAUUCUGGACCUUUUAGGCGAGGAUGUACAAUUUUACAAUUAGAAAAGAUUCCAGCAGGCAUUUAUUCCAUUCAACCAAUGACUUUUCAAUCUGGGCAAGAAGGGCCUUUUAUUUUGAGUUUACACUCUUCUUGUGAUUUUAAAAUUAAAAGAAUUCAAUAA